AUGUUACCACAAAAUAUCGAUGCUCAUAAAGUCAAAGAAGCAGUCACCGAUGUGUCGCAGAUACCCGCGGAGGUUUCGGAUAUUUCAGAUAGCAAUGUGGGAUGGGAAGGCGAUGACGACCCGGAAAAUCCAAUGAAUUGGUCGAACGCUUGGAAAAAGACUAUAAUUUUACUGGUUACCUUUGCAACGUUUAAUGAUGCCGCUGCAUCGAGCAUCUUCACUCCAGGGGUACCGCUAGUUCUCGAAGAAUUCCACACGACAAACCCCGCCGUGUCCCCAUUUCUCAUCGCAGUACAUGUUGUUGGAUUCGCAACCGGGCCAUUGAUCUCCUCCCCUCUUAGUGAGAUGCAUGGAAGAUGCCCGGCGAUGCAUGCUUCAAAUGUAUUAUUCUUUAUUGCGUCCAUCCUGUGUGCUGUUAGUGUCAAUGUGCCUAUGUUGGCUAUCGCUCGGGUACUUCUGGGACUGGCUGGUGCUGUGCCUAAUGCUUUGGCGGGAGGGUUCGUGGCCGACCUAGUACCUCUUGAGAAGCGUGGGAGCUCGCUUGCCUUGUUGGCGGUUGGCACACUCACAGGUACGGUAGUGGGGCCAAUAAUAGGAGGCUAUAUGGCUUUCAAAGUUGGGUGGAGAUGGACGUUCUGGCUCGAGGCCAUCGUGGUUGGCUGCACGACCGUACUAUCCUUCAUAUUGCUUAGGGAGACAUACCCGCCAGUCCUCCUCAGAAGAAAAGCCGCAAAACUAGGCAUUCAAAAAAGGCACAACGAGACCCACGGACAGACCCUCCGGAGAGCAAUCUUCCGACCCAUAAAGCUCGUCUUCUGCUCCCCCAUUGUGAUAAUCAUCACCCUCUACAACUCCGUCCCCUACAUAUACAUGUAUUACAUGGUCACCUCAUUCCCCACACUCUUUGGUGAGGAAUAUGGCUUCAACACAGGCGAGGUAGGCCUCGCCUACCUCGGCCAAGGGAUCGGCUUUCUCACAGCCCAGAUCGCUGUAGGCCGCUUUACGGAUUGGUAUAUCAAACGCCAACACGUCCAGCAUGGUAGAGUGACGCCCGAAGAUCGACUACCGCCGGCAACCUUUGGGUUCAUUUUAUUCGGCGUCGGAAUGCUGUGGUUUGGGUGGUCUGCUCAGGUGCAUGCCCACUGGAUCGUCCCCAUCAUCGGCUCUGCAUUCGUGGGCCUGGGCAUUGUGGCUGGCUUCCUGGUUGUUCAGGUUUAUAUCGUUGAUGCAUUUACUAUCUAUGCAGCUAGCGCUUUGGCGGCGAAUAACUUGAUCCGGUCAGUUUUCGCGGCCCUCUUGCCUAUGUCGGGGCCUGCUAUGUAUGAUCGUCUGGGAUACGGAUGGGGAAACACUAUUCUGGGGCUUGUGGCACUUUCUAUCGCUCCGACGACGCUGUUGCUGAUGAAGUAUGGUGAGAAGAUUCGGAGGCGAUAUCCGGUAGAGCUAUAG
Messenger RNA from Aspergillus alliaceus, 1449 nucleotides. RefSeq names its product MFS transporter. Gene Ontology annotation, biological process: transmembrane transport. The coding region runs from base 1 to 1449 and encodes 482 amino acids. The record is from RefSeq and is a predicted model, not a curated record. The transcript has 5 exons. NCBI's taxonomy places the organism in Eukaryota, Fungi, Ascomycota, Eurotiomycetes, Eurotiales, Aspergillaceae. Gene Ontology annotation, molecular function: transmembrane transporter activity.